Messenger RNA from Closterium sp. NIES-65, 3165 nucleotides. The record is from the annotation of a GenBank genome assembly. NCBI's taxonomy places the organism in Eukaryota, Viridiplantae, Streptophyta, Zygnematophyceae, Desmidiales, Closteriaceae.
AUGGGCGGGAUAGGCGGGAUAGGCGGAAUGCGCAUGUCGAAUCUGGGGAAAGCGCUAGGGUUGCGCGAGUUGGCGCGAGAAAAAGCAGAUGCGGGGAGCGAAGGGGGAAGCAGCGGUUCAGGUCACGCGCGACCAGCUGCGCCUUCCGCUCCGCCCGCGCACUUGCGCCCGCACCGCGGCUACCUCAAACAGAUGUCCAUGCCCGCGGGGAAAGCCACCACUGAUGCAGCCGCCGCCGCCGCCGCCGUAACUGCCGCAGCCGCAGCGCGCGGAGCAGAGGGGAUGAGCGGGGGAGCGGGCGGGGGAAAGGGUGGCGGAACGGGGGGAGAGAAAUUGCGGUGGGGGGAGUGGAUGGGGCGACCGCACCAUCAGGAAGGGAGAGGGGGAAGUAGGGGCGGGGGGGGGAUGGGCGGGGAUAACGUGGGAGGGGCGAGCACUCGUGUGGGAUGGCUGGACGCAUCUGGACGGUCGGAUUUCGCGAUUAUUGUGACGAGGACAAGUGGCGCGCUCUGGUUGGAGGAGAUGCACAGGCGUAGGGUGCAUCACGCGCUGUGCGGGUUUGGGCGGGAAAGGAAGAGCCUUGAGGCCUUUGCAAUGGCGCAGCAGCGGAAAGAGGACGGGGAAGGUAUAGUGGGGGAGGAAAACCAAGGGGAGACUGGGGGAGAGGGUGGAAAAGGGGGUGGAGCAGAGGGGGAAGACAAGGGAUUAGAGGGAAAGGAGACGAUUGAGAAAGGGUCGGCGAGUUCUGCUCGUGCUGCAGCUGCUGCGUUGGCGAUUCCACCUAAGCUAGUCCCUGGCGCGUUGAAGCGUGCUCCGUUAACCAGAAAGGUGAAACGGGGACUUGAAGGGGUGGGGGAUGGGGCAGUGUACAGUGGGGUUACUGUAGAAGGUGUGCUUAUAGGGGGUGUUAUGCAAGCGGGUAAUGCUGCCAGUGGCAGUGGUGGGGGUCGCACUGGUUUGGACGGGGAUUUGGGAAAAGGGGUUGGGGAAAGUAGGGGAGGCGGCGGAAGAGGGGACGAGAGUGGGGGAGUUGGCGGAGAGAGGGGAGAGGGGGGCGGAAGUAGAGAAGGGGGAGGUGGGGGCAGUGGGGAAGAGGAAGAGGAUCGGGAGGAACGAGGGUCGGAUUUUGCUCUAGAGGAGCAAGGAGAAGACGAGGAGGAGGAGGAGGAGGAAGAAGAAGAGAGCUUGAGAGGAGAUGAAGAAGCAGACGAGGACGAGGAGGGAGGAGCGUUGGCCAGACGGUCAGCAAGCAGUGGCAGCGCUAUCAUCCGAAGGAGAAGGUUACAGGAAGAAGUAAGGCAAGGAGGAGGGAGAGGCGCAGCAGCAGCCGCAGCAGCAGGAGGAACGGUGGGAGAAGCACGGGUGCAGCGGGGAAGCAGCGGGGGAGGAGCAGCCGUGCACGUGCCGCACUGGAGGAGAGCCAGCGGGGGAGGGGACGGGGAGAGAUGGCAGACAGCACGUUAUGAACCGAGCCCAACCGUUUCAAUCGACUGCACCAUGUCUUCCACUGCCUCGUCCCCCCUAGACCCCGCUCUCAUGCAAUCCCCGUACUACCCACACCAUAUCCUGCCGCACAACCUGCCGCCCCUGCACGUGCAGAACCGGCAGCACCGGCGGCAGCUGUCGAAUCAGUCGUUCCCUGUGGGGCUGCAGCCGCAGGGCCCUCGCUCCCCUCUCUUCUCCAUGCCUCGAGAUGCUGGGCUUCCCCCCGCUCCUGCUCCUGCUCCCGCUGCUGCUGCUGUUUCUGCUGCUGGUGGUAGCAACGACGGUGCAGGUGUGGGUGGUUUGGAGGUUCUAUCUGCUGGGCAGCAAGGAGAUGGAGAAGCAGCAAGAGCGGCAGCAGCAGCACUGGCAGAAUUAGAGGAGGCUGUGGAGCAGAGCGAAGAGAAGGGCGAUGAGAAAGACGAGGAGCAGAGUGCAGAGCAGAGCAUACAGCAAAGCUCAAGCGCAGGACGGAGGAGAGUGAUGGCUCGUUUCCCCAGGGCCAUGUCCACUCCUGCUGGGAUUGGCAGGUCGCCUUUAGGGGGUAGCAGCCCUCUGUCUGAUGUGGAUGAUGGAGAGGACGACAACAGGGUGCGUGGGGAGGAGAGUGCGGAGGAGAGUGGGGAGGAGGAAAGUGGGGAGGGAAGUGAGGAGGGGAGUGGGGCGGCGAGUGAGGGGGGAGGAGGGGGGAGUCCUCACAUGAUCACCUUUCCAUCCUCUGUCAUUCUCAAUCCAAUCAGAGAGGAGAGGGAGGUGCGCAGGUGGCGUGCUAUGAUUGGUCUAGGGCCCAUGGACUGGAACCUCUAUCAGAGGAAGCACCCCCGCGAGGUCAAGAAGCGGAUAAGACAAGGCGUGCCGGACUGCCUGCGUGGGAUCGUGUGGCAGCUUUUGUCUGGUAGCCGGGAGUUCUUGUUGAUGAAUGAAGGCGCGUAUGAGCACAUGUUACUGUACGAGCUGUCGAACAACGAGAUGGACAUCAUUCGAGACAUCAACCGCACCUUCCCCACGCACGUUUACUUCAUGCAAAAGCACGGCCCUGGGCAGAGGGCGCUGUUCAACGUGCUCAAGGCGUACAGUGUGUACGACAAGAAGAUUGGAUACGUGCAGGGCAUGGGUUUUAUUGCUGGUCUCAUGCUGCUGUACAUGGCGGAGGAGGACGCCUUCUGGCUGCUCGUGGCGCUCAUGAAGGGCGCCAACCACACGUCACUCGAAGGAAUCUUCCUCGUGGGUCUGCCGCUGGUCCAACAAUAUCUCUUCCAGUUCGAUCGCUUGCUGCACGAGUGCCUGCCGCAGCUCGCACGGCACAUGGAGGGGGAGGGGGUGACCCCCUCCAUGUACGCGUCUCAGUGGUUCAUCACCGUCUUCGCCUACAGCUUCCCCUUUGCCACCACACUCAGAAUAUGGGACGUCUUUCUGUUUGAGGGCAUGAAGACAGUGUUCCGGGUGGGACUGGCUCUGCUGAAGCAGCAACAGGACGAUCUGACACACUUCCCAUCGUCGUCUUCUCACCCGUCGAACUCCUUGGUACAACCAUGCCUCAUUCCCACCCCCCAACAGCUGCAGAUGCCCUUUGAGGACCUCGUGCCGGCCCUCAGGACGUACCCGGACCGCAUCCUGGAGCCAGACACACUGCUCAACGUCGCCUUCUCCUUCAAUGUACGCACUAGAGGGGUUGAGGGUUAG